UCUGCUUGGGUUUGCUCUGAGUAGACCUAGAACAGAUAAAACGAACAAUACUUAUUGCGCACGCGUCAGAAAAUCGCGCCAUUCAGUCACAUUCAGUUCAGGGGACAGGGACAUCGCUGCUGCGAAGUUGAGGAAGACAACAAGCGACACAUAAAACCGACGAUCUCUUCGAUUAUUUGCGAAUUGCUAAGAGAAGAACGAAGAAACGUGCGUGAAACAUGCCAAAUCACUGUAUACUCGCGUUUGUAAGGUUAAUCUGUCGUGAAACCUGCGUUUGAAAAAAGGGAGGAAAACAAGAGGAAAGGCAGCUUUCUUCGUAUCUGAAUCUCUCGCAAAGAUGGAUUAUAUGCUGAAACGUUUGAAUGAAGAGGAUAACUCGAGUGUCGUCCUUGGAAAAAAUCGAUCGUAUACAUGUGGUAGAGGCAAAGAAAAUGAUAUUAUUUGCCUAAGUCUACUUGUAUCUCGUAAACAUUGUAUUUUUUUUCGAGACAAUGACAACUUAUAUGUUACAGAUUUACGGAGUUCCAAUGGCAUUUAUGUUAAUGGCCAGGAAAAACAGCCUUUUCAAACGACUAGGCUAAAUGAGAACGAUAUCAUUGGAAUUGGUUGCCCAGAUAUUGAUCCAACAAAUGAGACACUAUACACUUAUAAAAUUUCCACCACUAAAUCAUUUAUUGAUGAAGAAGAAAUUUUAUCAGACACGGUUUUAAACAGCCAUACAAAAAAAAAUAUAUCUGUUUCUCCUGUAAAUCAUACUUGUAGAAAAAGAUGCGGACCUAGUUCAUACUAUCAAACAACAAGGCCAAAUAAAGUAAAUAAAAUACAUGAUUCUAAUGCUAAUUCUUCAAAAGGAAUUAAUGUUAAUUUAUCUUGUAAUAAUCAGAGUGCAAGCAAUAGCAACAAUACUAAUAAUUCAGAUACGAGAUAUAACUCUGUAGAUAUAAGUGGACAAGAUGACAUUGAAAUAAUUAAUGUAUUGCCAACAAAAGCAAUCGAGAAGAACGUUAAGGAUUCUAAGUUCAAAUCUGCAAGAUGUUUAGAUAGCACUUGUAAAUCAGAUUGUGAAAAUGAGAAAAUGGGUGUUUCUAAUGUUGAGAUUAAUAUGGAUGUUAAUGACGGAGAGAAUUCAAAUUUUGUACAUACGAAUGACCAAAACAUUAAAUAUGAAACUGAACUACAAAUAACAGAUGAUGAAAGAGCACACGCGACAGAUGAUGAGUGCAACACAAAUCGCGGUAAAUUACCGACUAAGUCAAAGAAAAAAAUUCAACAUGAAUCAAAGACGCGAUUUUCAGUUAUCGAUGUUGUCGAUCUGAGUGAUAAUGAGGAAGGGAUAUUUCCAUGUUCUCAGUUGUUCGAUAUUAAAUACGAAGAUAAUACAGAGAAUCAAAUGGAAAUUAAGCAGGAAUGCGCUAACGAUGAUGAUUCAAAUAUCGAGAAAAUUGGCCUGCUAAAUGUCGACGACGAAGUCAUUAUUUUAACGGAUGACGAAGAUGAGGACAAUCCAUGGUUAGAACGAUUAUCUAGAAGUCAGUUACUUAAUGAGGAUGUAAAGCCUGUUUUAUGUGAUGGAAUCAUAAAGGAUGAAAUUGAUUUGGGAAUUUGGGACGAUGGAAAUAUAAUCGAACAACCCAAGAUAUCAUGUAUUUCCCAGUUAGUUUGCACUAAAGAAAUAUCGCACGAAUUACGUGGAAGUGUCGAUAAUAGAACUAAAAAUAAAGAAAAUUAUAAUACUAAUUUAUCCAUCCAAGUGGACACCAUGGAUGUAGACAAGGCUGGUCCUUCUAAUGAAUCUAGUGUGAAAGAUGUUGGUAGAAGCAAACAGAUUGAUAUUAGUAUUGAUAACAAAAGGGACGAUGUUAAAAGUAAAAACAAAAAAGAUAAUUAUAACAUUAAUUUACCGAUGACAGAAGUAAACCCGAUGGAUGUGGACGAGGCUGGUGCUUCUAAUGAAUUUAGUGCGAAAGAUAUUGAUAAAACUAAAAACAAAAAGAAUGAUUAUAAUACUGAUUUACCAGUGGCAGAAGUAGAUCCAAUGGAUGUGGACGAAGAUCUUUCUAGUGAAUCUAGUAUGAAAGAUAUCGAUGAAAGCAAACAGAUUGAUAUCAACAAUAUUGUUGAUAAAAGUAACGACGUUAACAUUAGUAACAAAAAGGAUGAUUAUAAUAGUAAUUUACAGACGACAGAAGUAGACGCGAUGAAUGUCGACAAAACAGGUUUUAAAGAAAUUAGUAUGAAAGAUAAAAACAAACAAAUCAUUGAUAAGAAAAACAAACAAAAGACAGAUACAAAAAAAGAUAUUAAAUCAGCUAAACAAACAAUAGAAAGUGUGAAACAAAAAUUACUUGCAAAGUCAACAAUCAAAAGAUUAGUUCCAAUAAUAGAACCAUUAAGUUUACCUUCAAGAAAAAAGCGAUCUGAGCAUAAUAAAGAGGCAACAAAAACAUAUGAAACUUCACAUUCAAAAGUAACAGCAAAAGAACAGAAUGUGUCGACAUUAAAAGAAAAACUUAACGAUAGUUUUUAUACUAAGGAGCAAAAGCAUCACAAAGAAAAAUCUAAAUCAACGGUUGAUAGUCACUCAUCGAGUGAAACAAAAUCUGGGCCAUCAAUUUCUAAAGACGAAAAAAAGAAAAUAAUUGAGCAGAGAAAAAUGAAGUUAAAGGAAAUUGCUGCAGAAGAGAAGAAGCUAUCUGCUGAAAACGAUCAAUGUAUGAAACGUAGAAAUAAACCAAGAGCUAAAAUAUCUUUAAAAAAUCGUGGUGACUUUCUCAUUGAGCAGGAACCACAAGUAUCUAAAUUACCAGAUAAAUUUGCAGAAUUAUCAAAAUUGAGCGAAGAUCGAGAAUCACGAGUAUCUAAAUCGUUUCCAGAUAAAUCAACAAAAUUGUCAAACUCAAAUAAAGAUCAAGAAUCACAAGCAUCUAAAUCGCAUCUUUCAGAUAAAUCUAAAAAGUUGUCAAAAUCGAACGAUGAUCAAUCUAAAAAGCAAUUAACGAAUAAAACUGAUGUAAAAAAAACCGCGAUUUCCAGCGAAAAAACACAUCCGUGUCCAAAAACGGAUGUUUCUAAGGAUACAGUAAACAAUAUUGCCACAUCAUUGCAACAGUCCUUACAUUUAGAUAACAUGAGCACUGCGUCUGGACAACACACACUGGAUUUCAAAACGACCAAUGAUAAUAAAAAGAAACACAAGAGUAGUAAGAGUAACACGAAAAGAAACGAUGUGAAUACAGAUCCUACAGUCAAAAUAUCAGAAUCGCGAGACAAGUCGAUUGAACGUCAUUUUGUGAUACAAAAAGAAAGUUUUUCACCGAACAAUUUGAAGUCAACACUUGUAAAAUCGAGCACAAAACAGAAAAAACAGAAGAAAGUGUCCUUUUCUAAUAAAUUCGAAAUAUGGGAGUUUCAAAUCGAUGAAAACAAUAAUUUAAAUAAAUUGACGUGGAAAGAUGCUCCUAUACCUACAAAUAAAUUAAGAACAAAACCUAUAACCUAUUCAGAUUCCAAAGUCCAGAAAUCGCUUCGAAGUCCGAAACUAGAAGAGUUCUUACUGCGUAUUUUUAUGUGGAAUCCCGUGUGGCUCGAAGAACAGCGUUACUUGAAGUGUGAACCACCGAUAGUGUCCAAUAAUGAACUUCAGUCUAUGAAACUAUCUUAUGAUUCUUAUGAACAGUAUUAUGAAGUCGCGAUGCCUCUCUUGUUACAUGAGAUAUGGUACACCAUAACAAAAGAUUUUGAAAUGAUCCAAAAGAAUAUGCAACGUGCAACCGUAAUGUGUUCCAUAAUCGAGAAUUCUAUUACGCGUACCCCAAUACCUUCAACCAAUUUAUUUCUGACAACAUUGUCGCUUGAAGUGCUAAUCAGUAAAGAGGAUCUAAAUAAACAAACUCAUCCUAUUUAUGGAGAUCUGGUAUAUCUUGAGUAUUUCAGAACUGUACAUGGUAAACAAAACUUUCAUAAGAUAUUUGCAUAUGUCACCAACAUGCAACAUACGAUUAUCAAAGACUUCACACAUUACAAUAGGGAUUUAAGGAAUCAUGUCAAAAAUCCGCAUUCUUUGAUAACGUACACUUUACUAACGCGACCUUUUGAGCAUAACAUUCCUGUAAAUAGUGUACAAAGAGUCAGAACGGUUACAUACCUACGAUCAAAUAUCAGAAUGGUGCAGGCGUUACAAUAUCUUCCUCACUCACCUCUGUUAAAACUGAUUGUAAAUCCAAAGAUUGAAAAUUAUCAAUUACCGCCAUUAAAUAAUCAGUAUACAUCUUCUUCUCUAAUCACAAAAGAUGAUUUAAAUCCAAAACAAUUAGAGGCCGUAUUUAGAGUAGCAGGCGCUGUACUGAAAAAAGAGUCUAAACUGUGCUUUAUUCAAGGCCCACCAGGAACGGGCAAGUCCAAAGUUAUCGUGAACCUGGUAACUCAAAUAUUAUUUGGUGGAUGUCAAGAUGAAAAAUCAUUGAGAAUCCUGGUUUGUGCACCAUCCAAUGCUGCUAUUGAUGAGAUUGUGUUAAGACUUUUAAAUAUCAGGUCUACCUUAAAACAGAAACGUUUUAACAUGGUACGUAUUGGGCGACCGGAGUCCAUGCAUCCAAUGGUUAAAAAUAUUUCCGUGACAGAACUGGCGAGACGACACAUGAAUCAAUUGACUAAAUCACAAAAAACAUCGUUGAAUAACAGCUUAGCUGACACCGAGGAUAUUUCCAUUUUACAAGCGCGUAUUAAUUCGCUUGAAACCGAACUUGAAAGCAACCAGAACAACAAAGAGAAAAGAUAUUUACUCAUGAAUAAAUUACUUGAAACAUCGAUGAAAUGCGAACAUCUGAAAUCUGGUAAAUUAAUAGACGAGCUUAAUCCGAAGGAUCGUGCCAAAUCUCAACGUAUGGCGGAAAAUAUAAUUCUUACGCGUGCCAGUAUAAUUGCCUGUACACUUUCAUCUUGUUACACCAAUCAAAUGGAGUCGAUUUUUGGUGGUCACAAAGAAAGAAUAUCCAUGUGCAUUGUUGAUGAGGCGACACAAAGUUGCGAAGCAGAAACUCUGAUACCAUUGAUGUUGGGAGUGAAUACAUUAGUUCUAGUAGGUGAUCCGAAUCAGUUACCCGCAACUAUUCUAAGUCAGCGAGCGAAGAAAUUGGGAUUAGAUCAAUCGGUGUUUUCGAGAAUGCAAAACGUUUUCGCAUCUCAACCGAACAAUCCAAUUAUCAUGUUGAACACGCAAUAUCGUAUGGAAUAUGCAAUUUCAUAUUGGCCGAAUAAGUAUUUCUAUGAUGGAAAAUUGAAAAACGCCACUGGAUAUAGAAUACAAUUUCCAUUUCAUUCCUAUAGAGUGUUAAAUCAUAACUUCAUUCAGAACGACGAUAAAUUUUCCAACACCACGGAAGCUGAAUUUGUGGCCAAUAUAAUUUUUACCAUGUUUAUGUAUGCCAAAUGGGAAACAAGUACUACUAUUUCUCUUGGGAUUCUCACACCGUACAACAAUCAAAGGACUCUUAUGUUGAAUAAAAUAAACGAAAAGAUAUCUACUAUACCGGAUAGCAUAAAAAAGAAAAUUAUUUUUGAAGUUAAUACCGUUGAUGGUUUUCAAGGACAAGAGCGAGAUGUUAUAAUAAUGUCUUGCGUGAGAAGCAGCGGUAUUGGAUUUUUAUCGGACAAGCAAAGGCUCUGUGUAGCUCUUACAAGAGCUAAACAUAGUUUAAUAUUAUGUGGAAAUUUUGUUACUUUUAUGAAGGAUCAAAUGUGGAAAUCUUUGAUAAAUGAUGCACAAAAUCGUGGAAUUUUUUGUCAGAUCAAUGCUAAUGCAACACCCACCACAAUUAAAAAAUUUAUUGUUAAGUAAAAAAUUAGUUUGUAAAGUUUUUUUAUAUACUUAACAUCUCGAGUAACAAGUUUUUAUAUGUUUUGUAUAUUUUGUAAAUAUCUAGGUUAAAUUUCAUUCAAAUACAAUGAUUCCAAUGAAAAAUGUAUCAUGAAA
Molecule: messenger RNA, 5971 nt
Organism: Monomorium pharaonis (pharaoh ant)
Lineage: Eukaryota; Metazoa; Arthropoda; Insecta; Hymenoptera; Formicidae
Gene: Setx
Exons: 9
Coding region: 338-5836 (1832 amino acids)
Biological process (GO): termination of RNA polymerase II transcription
Cellular component (GO): nuclear body
Molecular function (GO): helicase activity; transcription termination site sequence-specific DNA binding; protein binding
Source: RefSeq, a predicted model, not a curated record